Messenger RNA from Brachypodium distachyon (stiff brome), 958 nucleotides. Its product is annotated as bZIP transcription factor 44. The transcript has a single exon. Gene Ontology annotation, molecular function: DNA-binding transcription factor activity. The record is from RefSeq and is a predicted model, not a curated record. Gene Ontology annotation, biological process: regulation of DNA-templated transcription. Lineage: Eukaryota; Viridiplantae; Streptophyta; Magnoliopsida; Poales; Poaceae. The coding region runs from base 282 to 815 and encodes 177 amino acids.
CAAAUCGCCACAAACCGAACCCAGGACAGCGACGGAUCCCAGGAAAAUCAACGGGAUAAUACUCGGAACGCAGACGCAACGAGCCGGAAAAGGCAAGCAGUUUGCUGACCGCAUCGAUCAGCCGGGCCGGGGGACCAGCCAGUGGCUCAAGCUUUUGCAGUUUAAAGCAGCAGCAGGUCGAUCUUCUUCUCCGCCGUGGCAUUGGGCAUUGCCGACCGAGCUACUCUAGGUACUUUGCAAGGUUAGAGCAGCUUCUUCCAGUAGAGGAGUAGUAGUACGUCAUGCAGCGAGACCUCGCUAGCCUGGCCUGCUACUCGUCGGCAGCCGGCGCGGCGAGCUUCUUCUUGCCGCAGGCGCAGCAGCAGCCGGGUAGCAGCUCGAGUGACGUCGUCGUCGAUGGGUUGCUGGGAAGCGUCAGCGUCGGCGGCCAUGGCCAUGGCCACCAUGGUCCGCAGUGCAGCGGCGGCGCUGGCGCAUCAUGGCGUGCGGCGGGUGCGCCCGUCGACGUGGCCGGCAGCUGCGAGGAGGCGAGGAGGAAGGCUCGGCGGCUGGCGUCGAACCGGGAGUCGGCUCGGCGGUCGCGGGUGCGGCGGCGGAGGCAGCUGGAUGAGCUGUCGGCGUGCGCGGCCGAGCUCCGGGCCGACAACCAGCGGCUGGUCGUGGCGCUGAACCGCGCCGAGGCCAGGCACGCGCGGGUCGUCCGGGAGAACCAGCGGCUCCGGGAGGAGGCGCGCCGCCUGCGUGAGAGGCUCGGCGAGAGCGGCGACGACGACGAAGAAGACGAAGAAGAAGCUGCUGCCGGAAGAGCACCGUGAACAGAGCGAUCCGUACCUUACUGUGCUGUAGUAACUAACUAGGAUGACGAGGACGGACAAGGAGAUUGAUAGUAUAUAUUUGCUGUGUAUUUCUGGAUUUUUAUGUUGAGCAACGUACUUGGCACGGGAUUAAUUUUGUUCGA